This is a messenger RNA of Chenopodium quinoa (quinoa), 607 nucleotides long. RefSeq names its product late embryogenesis abundant protein 2-like. Lineage: Eukaryota; Viridiplantae; Streptophyta; Magnoliopsida; Caryophyllales; Amaranthaceae. The coding region runs from base 174 to 371 and encodes 65 amino acids. The transcript has 3 exons. The record is from RefSeq and is a predicted model, not a curated record.
CACCAAGAGCUUAUUCCUUAAAAUGAAAUCAUCAAAACAAUCAACCACUCAUUUGUUUUGAACACAACUAUAAAUUCACUGCUCUAAUUCUACAAAGCAAAUCAUCUGCACUUCUCAAAAAAACAAUUUUCUUCAAUUCUCAAAAAGAAACCCACAAAUUAAUUUUAUAGAAAAUGGACUCACAAAACAUUAGCUACCAUGCUGGUCAGGCCAAGGGCCAAACCGAGGAGAAGGCUAGCAACAUGGCGGACAAGGCUAGCUCUGCUACCCAAUCAACUAAGGAAUCCAUUCAAGAGGCUGGAGCACACAUGCAAGCUAAGGCGCGAGACACCAUGGAUUCAGUGAAGGAAGCAACCGGGAUGAACAAAUGAAGCACCUAAAUUUGAAUGAAGCGUUUCAAUAUUUUUAAUUUAGACUUGUCGCAAUGCAUUAUAUUUGCGACUUAUAAAAUAGGAAUUUUGUGUUUGAUUGAUUCCUUAGCUUAUACUUACGAGUAAUAAUUUGUAUAAGAUGGAAGUUCAAUUCCUCCGUCUAAUAGGCGUAUGGUCUAAACAUUUCGUAAUUAUACACACAAGGUUAUAAUUGAAGUCUUAUAUAUGUAGUACAC